Colossoma macropomum (tambaqui) is the source of this 1302-nucleotide messenger RNA. RefSeq names its product T-box transcription factor Tb (gene tbxtb). Lineage: Eukaryota; Metazoa; Chordata; Actinopteri; Characiformes; Serrasalmidae. The transcript is spliced from 8 exons. The record is from RefSeq and is a predicted model, not a curated record. Gene Ontology annotation, biological process: positive regulation of DNA-templated transcription; cell fate specification; heart morphogenesis. The coding region runs from base 1 to 1302 and encodes 433 amino acids. Gene Ontology annotation, molecular function: DNA-binding transcription factor activity, RNA polymerase II-specific; RNA polymerase II cis-regulatory region sequence-specific DNA binding. Gene Ontology annotation, cellular component: nucleus.
AUGGCUUCAGGUGUGACCGAGUGUCCAGGGAAAGCGCGGGUCGACCACCUGCUCAGCGCCGUGGAGAGCGAGCUGCAGGCGGGCAGCGAGAAAGGAGACCCGACCGAGAGGGAGCUGAAAGUCAGCCUGGAUGAAGCCGAGCUGUGGCAGAAGUUCAGAGAACUCACCAACGAGAUGAUCGUGACCAAGAACGGCAGGCGCAUGUUCCCCGUGCUGAAGGUGAGCGUGUCCGGCCUGGAUCCCAGCGCCAUGUACUCUGUCCUGCUGGACUUUGUAGCAGCGGACAGCCACAGGUGGAAGUACGUGAAUGGAGAGUGGGUGGCAGGAGGCAGGCCGGAGCCACAGGGGCCCAGCUGUGUGUACAUGCACCCGGACUCGCCCAACUUCGGAGCACACUGGAUGAAGGCCCCGGUCUCAUUCAGUAAAGUCAAACUGACCAACAAACUGAACGGAGGUGGACAGAUCAUGUUAAACUCGUUGCACAAGUACGAACCCCGUAUCCAUAUAGUGCGAGUUGGAGGGCCGCAGAGGAUGGUCACCAGUCACUCCUUCCCUGAAACCCAAUUCAUUGCAGUUACUGCCUACCAGAAUGAAGAAAUCACCGCCCUCAAAAUAAAAUACAACCCGUUCGCCAAAGCUUUCCUUGACGCUAAAGAAAGAAGUGAUCAUAAGGAAAUAAUGGAUGACACAAAUGAAAGCCAACAGUCUGGCUAUACUCAAUGUAAUAGCUGGUUUUUACCAGGAUCUGGAUCAAUCUGUCCUCCAGCAAACUCUCACCCUCAGUUCAGCGGCCCUCUGUCCAUGUCCUCCUCUCAUGGCUGUGAGCGCUAUUCCACUCUGAGGAGUCACCGGGCGUCACCCUACCCCAGCCCUUACCCUCACAGAACAGCCUCCCCCACUGGCUACUCGGAGAACCCAUCAGCAUGUCUGUCCAUGCUGCCGUCCCAUGAGAACUGGUCCAGUCUACAGAUGUCCUCUCACACCAGCAUGGUCCCCAUGGGCCAGCAUUCUCCCCCCAGCUCCAACUCCAGUCAGUACACCAGUCUCUGGACUGUGGGAAAUGCUCCCCUGACUCCAGUCUCUCAGUCAGGGGGGAUGGUCAGCAGUCUGAGCUCCGGAUUCCUCCGCGGCUCUGCCAGCCACUACACCAGCCUGUCUCACCCCGGCACAGUGCCCUCUGCUGGAUCCCCUCUGUAUGACAGCACUCCUACCCAUGAGGUGCACGAAGUCUCUCCUUACGACAGCUCCGCUCACAUGCGGCUGCCCACGGCCUGGACGCCCAUCACACCUCCUUCAAUAUAG